Molecule: messenger RNA, 5040 nt
Organism: Oenanthe melanoleuca
Lineage: Eukaryota; Metazoa; Chordata; Aves; Passeriformes; Muscicapidae
Gene: RUNX1
Product: RUNX family transcription factor 1
Exons: 8
Coding region: 180-1598 (472 amino acids)
Biological process (GO): neuron differentiation; hemopoiesis; regulation of transcription by RNA polymerase II
Cellular component (GO): nucleus
Molecular function (GO): DNA-binding transcription factor activity, RNA polymerase II-specific; RNA polymerase II cis-regulatory region sequence-specific DNA binding; ATP binding
Source: RefSeq, a predicted model, not a curated record
AUAAACAACCACAGAACCACAAGUUGGGCACGGAGGCAGUCACCCAAGAGCGGGUCCGGGAUAUUGGUCAGCAGGGAGGGCGAAUCGUUGUGCCUGCAAACCACAGGGUUUCGGAGGCUGGUGGAAGAAACCCUGAAUUCCCUCCCAGUGAAGAGAGAGUGAGUUUUAAAGAGGAAACAAUGGCUUCGAACAGCAUAUUUGAGUCACUUCCUUCUUACCAGCACUUCUUGAGAGAUACCAGCACCAGCCGCCGCUUCACGCCGCCCUCCACCACGCUGAGCCCGGGGAAGAUGAGCGAGCCGCUGGCGCUGCCCGGAGCCGAGCACGGCGGCGCUUUGCCGGGGAAGCUGCGCGCCGCCGACCGCAGCAUGGUGGAGGUCCUGGCGGAUCACCCCGGGGAGCUGGUGCGCACCGACAGCCCCAACUUCCUCUGCUCCGUGCUGCCCACGCACUGGCGCUGCAACAAGACGCUGCCCAUCGCCUUCAAGGUGGUGGCCCUGGGGGAUGUCCCUGAUGGGACCCUGGUGACGGUGAUGGCCGGGAACGACGAGAAUUACUCAGCGGAGCUGCGCAACGCCACGGCCGCCAUGAAGAACCAGGUGGCGCGGUUCAACGACCUGCGCUUCGUGGGCAGGAGCGGCAGAGGGAAAAGCUUCACUCUGACCAUCACAGUGUUCACAAACCCUCCCCAGGUUGCCACUUACCACAGAGCCAUCAAGAUCACCGUGGAUGGACCUCGGGAGCCCCGAAGACAUCGUCAGAAACUAGAUGAGCAGACAAAGCCCGGCAGCUUGUCCUUUUCUGAGCGCCUGAGCGAGCUGGAGCAGCUGAGACGAACGGCCAUGAGGGUCAGCCCACACCACCCAGCCCCCACACCCAACCCUCGAGCCUCCUUGAACCACAGCACAGCUUUUAACCCUCAGCCUCAGAGUCAGAUUCAGGACACCCGGCAGGUGCAGCCCUCGCCGCCCUGGUCCUACGAGCAGUCCUACCAGUACCUGGGCUCCAUCGCCGCGCCCGCCGUGCACCCCGCCACGCCCAUCUCACCUGCGCGGCCCGCGGCCAUGAGCUCGCUCAGCGCGGAGAUCUCCAGCCGCCUCUCGGGAGCCUCGGACCUGACGGCGUUCAGCGACCCCCGGGUGGGGAUCGACCGCUCCUUCCCAGCGCUGCCGUCCAUCUCCGACCCUCGCAUGCACUACCCGGGCGCCUUCACCUACACGCCCACCCCGGUCAGCUCGGCCAUCGGCAUCGGCAUGUCGGCCAUGUCCUCGGCCUCCCGCUACCACACCUACCUCCCCCCGCCCUACCCCGGCUCCUCCCAGCCUCAGGGCGGCCCUUUCCAGGCCGGCUCCCCGUCUUACCACCUCUACUACGGCACCUCGGCCGGCUCCUACCAGUUCUCCAUGAUCUCGGGCGGGGAUCGCUCCCCGCCGCGCAUCCACCCGCCCUGCACCAACGCCUCCACGGGCUCGGCGCUGCUCAACCCCAGCCUGCCCGGCCAGAGCGACGUGGUGGAGGCCGAGGGCAGCCACAGCAACUCGCCCACCAACAUGGCCAGCACGGCCCGGCUGGAGGAGGCCGUGUGGAGGCCGUACUGAGAAGGAGAGUCAGGAGCAGCCCAAAGGUCAGGACUAAAGGAUUUCCCGUUUCACGGCGCGCCCGCCAGGAUUCCAGAAACUUCCGUGUGGGCCUUGCUGCGUUGGCCCGCGAGUUUCGCGAGCGAACCUUUCCCAGGAGUGGCGGCUCUCGUUGCCAGGCCCUGGUGGGGUUUUGGUGGGAUGGUUUGUCACUCCAGCCAAGUAUUCCCAGCAGGAGAAGGUUCUGGAAAGGAGGAGGCCGCAGUUGGCUGCAGAGGUGGCGAGUGUGGGUUUCCCAGCCUGGUUCCAGGCCUGCGGCUUCCCAACGCGCCUGGGCUCGAAGGUCUCCACAGCCCUAAAAAAAGAGUUUGGGUUCACUUCUAUUUUUAAGAACUUAAAACCUUAAAAAAAGAAAAAAAAAAACAACCCCCACCCCCCCCCCCCCACCCCAAAAAAAAAAAACCAAAAAAGAAAUCUUAGUGAGUUUACUGCAUCUUGUGGAUCUUUAAGUGUAAGGAAGUAUAGGAAGAUUCCCAGAGGGAAACUGUGAACGCUUCUGUUUUAGCAAUGCUGUGAAUGAGAGGUUUUAUAUGUUGGACUUCAUUCUUUCUUUUCUUUGUUUUAUUUGUAUAUUCCAAAGAACAUGGAAUAUUUUUUUUUUAUUACUGGGUUUUUUGUUUUGUUUUGGAUUUAGGUUUUUUGGUGUUUUUUUUGGAUUUUUUUUCUUUUUAGGAUGCAGCUCAUCCUGCUUUGCAUCUAACUUGUUUUAUUUCUCUUGGCACCUUAUAAAUUGCAAAAGAAAAAAAAAGAUUUUGCUCUUUUUUUUGUUUUAAUCAUGCUUGCUUCUUUCUUGCUUUGUCAACUGAAAGAAUCAGCCCCUUUUUCAAGGAGUUAAUUUAACUUUUUAUCUCUUGGACUUUUUUUUUUUAACACAACGGCUACAGCCUUGGGUCAUUUUCAACUACUGUAUUUCUUUGACGAGUUCAUUGAUAUUUAUGCUUGAUAUUUAGACUUUUCUUAUUUGUUGAUACUAUUAUUAUUUAAAUAUGCCUAUAUUAAAAAAAAAUAUCAGCAAUUGCCUUUUUUUGGUAGCAGCCAAAGUCAAAUUUCUCACAUUGAAAAAGGCUGGAAUAACAAUGGGCAAAAGUGACCUCCUAAUUCCCUAAAAAUAUUGUUUACAAUUAUCUCACUCUCGUUUUACUCAGUUUAGACCCUCAAAGGCUUUGAGGUGCCAAAUUCCUCCUGGAAGGCACCAAAAUACCAGGGAGUUUCUUUCUCUUUUCAAGUGGUGGAGUCAUCUCUCCCUCCUCCUACUUUGUCACCAGUGGUGACCCUCAGGAUCAGGAAUCAGGAUGUAGAUACUUCCUAAAGGAAAAUUCAAUAUUCCCUAAUUAAAUACCUGCCUGCUGGAGGCACAGGACAGAGGGAAAGGAUUCCCACUGCCAGAGGGCAGGGCUGGAUGGGAUUUUGGGCAGGAAUUGUUCCCUAGGAGGGUGGGGAGAGGCUGGAAUAGAAUUCCCAGAGCAGCUGCGGCUGCCCCUGGAUUUCUGGAAGUGUCCAAGGCCAGGGUGGAGCACCCUGGGAUAGUGGAAGUUAUCCCUGCCCAUGGCAAUUUUGGUGGCUGAGCUUUAAGAUCCCUUCCAACCCAAACCAUUCCCUGGUUCUGUGAUUCCCAUGGCAGUCCUGGCUCUGACGGAAUCUGGGUGAGAUUUUCUCCCAGGAUUUCUGUGCAGCACAAAAGUCACAUCCCAGUCUGCUGGCAAACAGGACAGGACUGUCAAGCUUACCUGGAAAGCCCCAAAAAACCAGGGCCUGGAUAAUCCUUCCAUUUCCAUCUUCUGGGAGAAGAGGAUUUAGAGUUGGUGUAGCCAAUGCUGUGGUCUGUAGUAAAUCAAAAUCUAAAUUUACCAGGAGCAGGUUCAGCAGGGAGCCGUCACUGCUGCCCACUGUCCCAGCACAAACAUAUCAGAUGUCACUGUCACGUUUUUGGCACUAUUUUAUUGAGGGUUUGCUCUGAAUGCAGCUCUUGUACUACUCCUUAACUCCAAACUGCUGAUGUGUGCGUCCCAAAUGAGCUGAUUAUUAUUUAAUGUACCUCUCAAACCAGAGAAACAAUUGCAGGUCAACUCAGAGAGUAUUUGAAAGCAGGGCUUCAGAUCAGUGUUUGAUGUUUAAAAAAAAAAAUAAAUAAAAGAAGUUAAAAGGACUCAAAUUAAAAAGAUCCUUGGCUGCAGGCAGCAAAACAGCUGGACUUAUUUAAAACCAUUUGUUUUUCAAGUUUUCUCUUUUUUUUUAUAUAUAUAUAUGAUUUUGCUUCUUUGUUUGAGUUGGAUGCAGUAGCACUUUGGUAUUGAAAAGAAUCUGAGAAUUUCCAUUGUCAAUAAGGUCGUUUUUGUGCAGAAAAUAGGGAGUGUUUCAAGAGAUCUCAGCAAAAGCCCAAAAUGUUUCUGUUAAAACACAUGGCCUUGUGCUUUUCAUUUAAUGGAAUAUUCUGUAUAAUCUUCCAGAGUUUGCUCUGAAAAAAAGACAGAAAACACCCAAAUUCUAUCAGAAAUAUAUUUUGAAAAACUGGAGGCCCUGCUGAAUACAGAAAUACAGAGACCCCCUGGUUGUAGAAUUUCCAUAGUUGGACUCUCACCUUUUCAGUACCCUAAAAAAAAGUUCCACAUCACUGAGCAGUAGCUCUGCUGCAGAAUCCAUCUGUGCAAUUCAAACCCUAAUUUAGCACAGCUCUCAAUUAAAAUCGUAGCUCUCACAUCUGCCUUGUGACUGGACCACCAAAGUGCACAGAGCUGGGAGUGGAAACCAGCAGGGAGAGGAGCUUGGAGGAGCCAGGAAGGGCCAGGUGACCUGGAGGUGGAAUUUUAACAAAAGCACAGAAUGAUAGGAAAAGGGAGAUGGAAUUGAGAUGAAGGAGGGCAGGGUUAGAUGGGAUAUUUGGAAUAAAUACAUCCCUGUGAAAUUCGUGAGGCCCAGAGAGGUUUUGGAUUCCCCAUCCCUGGAAGGGUCCAAGGUCAGGUUGGACAUUUGGGCCUGGGACAGUGGGAGGAGUCCCUGCCAUGGCAGGGGUGGGAUGGAAUGAGUUUAAGGUCCCUUCCAACCCAAACCAUUCCAUGAUUUGAUGAUUCUGUGAGUUCAGCCCAGUGUCAGAAGUGAGGUUGUUGUUGUCACCAAGGUGAGGUCAGUGUGGUCACCAAGGUGAGCUGUCCUGGUUUGGAUGACAGGUGUCUGCCAGUAAAGGCAGAAACUUCUCUUUGAAAUGGAGAGUGUAAACCUCCUCCCUCCAAAUUAUUACUAUCAUAAUUUUGAAAUUAAGGGGCUCUCAGGCAAAAGUAUGGGAAUUAGGAAUAACAGUUCUUUACUAGGAAAAUUAAACUAGCAAUGCAGUAUUACACAGAACAAUCCCAGCCCUGCCAGAGUCAGAAUCCAAGCUGACACCCGUCAGUCAGUCAGGGUGUUGGCA